Penicillium macrosclerotiorum is the source of this 249-nucleotide messenger RNA. RefSeq lists its product as uncharacterized. Lineage: Eukaryota; Fungi; Ascomycota; Eurotiomycetes; Eurotiales; Aspergillaceae. The record is from RefSeq and is a predicted model, not a curated record. The coding region runs from base 1 to 249 and encodes 82 amino acids. The transcript has a single exon.
AUGGCAUCGAAAUUGGCAAGAGAUUGCAGUCAAUCAGCGCCAGAUGUAAGCGGUCAAGCUCAGACAGCAGAAGCUGUGGGUGACAUGCAACGGGCCUUGAAUCGGCAGAAGUAUCUUCGUGGUAACAAAGAUAAACAGGCGGGGCGAAAAGGGGCAUUGGAGUCUAUGGUCCAGGAACCCGUUCAUGAAAAGGAUCCCAAGAAAAUCCAACAAAGGGGCGUCCGCCGGCCUGGUCUUCCUCAGCAGUAA